AUGUUGAAGCGAGUCCCUCUAGCCGUGGGCGUGCUUUUCACGCUGACAGCGUUUAUCCUCACGAUCGUGGCGACAGCCGGGUCGAACUCCAACCACAAGCCUAUCAAUAACGUGUACCUCGGCGAGGCAGACAUCUCGCGGAUCAACGUGACCAAGGUGAUUCCCGAGACGGGACCCGUGCUGGGCGUGCUCGCGGGGCUCAUGAACGGCGCCGCCAGCGGUAGCGCCAGCGGCAACGCCAGCGCGCAGGAGGCGCAGAUUGAGGCCGCCGCCAACACGGUGAUCGAGGCGCUCAAGCGCGUCGCGCAGUCGCCCGCGGCGCUGCAGCCGCUGAUGACGCUGCUCGGCGACUCAUCCAACGUGUCGCAGACGGUAGGCGCGCUGGCGCAGGUGGCCAAGUCCAACAUGUCGCUCGCGUCGUCGUCGGGCUCGUCGCAGCAGAUCACGAUGGUGACGCAGCUGCUGCAGACGUCGUCCAACGCGUCCGAGACGCUGCAGGGCCUCGCGGGCAUGCUGCAGACCGCCAACGCCACGAGCGCCGCGCAGCAGCGCGCCGUGCUCGGCGUGCUCGGCGACUCGUCCAACGCCACGGCCUCCGUGGACGCGCUCGUGCAGCUCGACAACCAGACCGCGGCCAGCCGCGCGCAGCUCUCCCCCGUGCUCGCCAUCUUCCAGUACUCGUCCAACACCACGGGUACGCUGUCGGCGCUCGGCUCCAUCAUGAGCGCCAACAUCUCGUCGUCGACCGCCGAGACCCUGCUCUCGGCGCUCAAGGACAGCGGCUCCAGCAUGCAGCAGACGCUGAGCAUGCUCGCCGGCGCUACCUCCGACGACUCACAGCGCGCCUCGAUCCUCGCGCUCGAGCUGCUCUUCAACAGCUCCAGCGACUCCCAGCAAACGCUCUCCACCCUGACCUCGCUCAUCCAGAGCAACGUCACCACCUCGCCCACCGCGCGCAACUCUUUUGCCGCGCUCUCCUCUCUGUUCUCGCACUCCUCGAACAAGACCCUGGUCUUGAGUUCUGUCUCGCUGCUGGCCAACUCCUCCUCUACGGCUUCCUCCGCGCAGCUCACUGCGCUCCAGGAGCUGCUCGAGUCUUCCACCAACACCAACACCACCUUGAGCGUGCUCCAGCAGGUGGCUGCGUCUUCCAACUCGUCGUCCGCGGCCGCCAGCGCGCAGAGCCUGACCCCAAUCGCCAGCCUGCUGGCGGGCGCCAAGAACAGCACCCUCACCCUGCAGUCCGCGCUCCAGCUCACCCAGGCCAUGGCGGCUAACAGCACGCUCUUCCAGCCCCUGCUCAGCAUACUCAGCACCGCCAAGAUGGGCAGCACCGACAUCACCCGUGACACCCUGGACACCAUGAUGCCCGUUAUCAUGGACAACUUGAACGUGAACUCGCACUACAGACUCGCCAUCUUCACCCUGUGCCGCGGACUGAGCGACGGCAAGAUGCGCAAGUGCAAUUCGCCCCACGCCGUCCAGAACUUUGUGCUGAGAGACAUCCUGUAUGAUGAGCUCGAGAACUCCGACUUCAAGCCCUACAUGCAGGCGCUAAACGUCCAGAAGAGCGACAUGUACCUAGAGGGUUCGCUGCAGAAAAAACAGGACUCCUACGUGCCAGCGGUGCGCGCCGUGCUUGCUUUCAACCUGUUGGCUAUCAUCUUGUCUUUCUUCCUGAUGCUAGCGAUGCUGGCCGUUUUCUUCAUGAAGAGCGGCGCCGGAAAGCGUGAGAAGCUGACCCUCCUAACCUCCAGAGUCCUAGCAUUCCUCGUCACCCUGUUCACGCUGCUCUCCGGUGCCAUCACCGCCGCUUUCGUGGGCAUUAUCAAGAGAGACACGAAGAAGGAUGACUACAAUGUGUCCUUUGCCACUGGUUCUGCGUUCCAGGGUCUGAUCUGGACCGCGUUUGUCCUCGCGCUGAUCACUUUUGUCUUGCUAUUUUUCGUGAGACCUAAGGCCGAACAGAAGGACCUGGAUCUCGGCGAGUUCCAACCCGCCGCGCCUACCAGUUCUUCAGACGACCCAGAGCCACUCACCGAAAAGUCUACCAAGGACGCUCCAGAGCAGCACGUUGUCUGA
This is a messenger RNA of Lachancea thermotolerans CBS 6340, 2082 nucleotides long. It is a transcript of the gene FAT3, whose product is annotated as Fat3p. The record is from RefSeq and is a predicted model, not a curated record. Gene Ontology annotation, cellular component: cell cortex of cell tip; plasma membrane. The transcript has a single exon. Bases 1 to 2082 code for a protein of 693 amino acids. Gene Ontology annotation, biological process: fungal-type cell wall organization. NCBI's taxonomy places the organism in Eukaryota, Fungi, Ascomycota, Saccharomycetes, Saccharomycetales, Saccharomycetaceae.